Messenger RNA from Dipodomys spectabilis (banner-tailed kangaroo rat), 4099 nucleotides. RefSeq names its product leucine zipper tumor suppressor family member 3 (gene Lzts3). The coding region runs from base 359 to 2368 and encodes 669 amino acids. Lineage: Eukaryota; Metazoa; Chordata; Mammalia; Rodentia; Heteromyidae. Gene Ontology annotation, biological process: regulation of dendritic spine morphogenesis. The record is from RefSeq and is a predicted model, not a curated record. Gene Ontology annotation, cellular component: dendritic spine. The transcript has 6 exons.
CCCGCGCCGCGCGCCCCGCCGGGCGGGCUUCGGACUGCGCCAGAGAGCCGAGCCGGUGGAGUCCACGUCGGAGACCCUGCGCCGGACCCCGAGACAGCGACUGGAUUAUGCAGAUUUCUGAGACAGGUGAGGACCUGAAACAAAAGAACCGGGAAGUGGGGCUUCUGGGAGCCCAGAGGAGAAAACUGCAGUCCAGGAUGACUCGGUCAGCUCGUCCGAAGGCGCGCCGCUGGUUCGGGCCGAGCCCCGACUGUGAGAGCGAACCACUCGGCCCCUACAGACCGGGCCUCGGAGGGUCCCAGGCUUGAGGACCCAUCGGCCCCCCACCCCCCUUGGAAAGUGCCCCCCUGGCUUAGUCAUGGCGAAGCUGGAGACACUGCCUGUGCGUGCCGACCCAGGGCGGGACCCCCUCCUGGCCUUUGCCCCACGGCCUUCUGAGCUUGGCCCUCCAGAUCCCCGCCUGGCCAUGGGCAGUGUGGGCAGCGGUGUGGCCCAUGCCCAGGAGUUCCCCAUGAAGAGCGUGGGCACCCGCACAGGGGGUGGGGGCAGCCAGGGCAGUUUUCCUGGCCCCCGAGGGAGUGGUGGCGGGGCCAGCAGGGAGAGGCCCAGCCGCUACCCCUCAGAAGACAAAGUUCUCGCCAACUCCCUCUACCUCAAUGGCGAGCUGCGGGGCAGUGAUCACACAGAUGUCUGCGGCAAUGUGGUGGGCAGCAGCGGUGGCAGCAGCAGCAGUGGUAGUGACAAGGCCCCACCACAGUAUCGUGAGCCCAACCACCCACCUAAGCUCCUAGCAACCUCGGGCAAGUUAGACCAGUGCUCAGAGCCACUAGUUCGGCCAUCAGCCUUCAAGCCUGUUGUACCCAAGAAUUUCCAUUCCAUGCAGAACUUGUGUCCCCCACAGACCAAUGGGACCCCUGAGGGACGACAGGCCCCAGGUGGCCUCAAGGGAGGACUGGACAAGUCUCGGACCAUGACCCCAGCUGGGGGGAGUGGAGGUGGUCUCUCAGACUCAGGCCGGAACUCACUCACAAGCCUGCCCACCUAUAGUUCCAACUACAGCCAGCACCUGGCCCCCCUCAGUGCUUCCACCAGCCACAUCAACCGCAUUGGCACUGCCAGCUACGGUAGUGGCAGCAGCGGUGGGGGGUCAGGCUACCAGGACCUGGGCACCUCUGACAGUGGGCGGGCCUCCAGCAAGAGCGGAUCAUCAUCAUCCAUGGGGCGGUCAGGCCACCUGGGGUCUGGGGAGGGUGGAGGUGGAGGCCUACCAUUUGCAGCUUGCUCACCACCCUCGCCCAGUGCACUGAUCCAGGAGCUGGAGGAGAGGCUGUGGGAGAAGGAGCAGGAGGUGGCAGCUCUUCGACGCAGCUUGGAGCAGAGUGAGGCUGCUGUGGCUCAAGUGCUAGAAGAGCGGCAGAAGGCGUGGGAGCGUGAGCUGGCCGAGCUGCGACAGGGAUGCAGUGGGAAGCUGCAGCAGGUGGCCCGCCGUGCCCAGCGUGCCCAGCAGGGCCUACAGUUGCAAGUGCUGCGGCUGCAGCAGGACAAGAAGCAGUUGCAGGAGGAGGCGGCCCGGCUGAUGCGGCAACGGGAAGAGCUAGAGGACAAGGUGGCCGCCUGUCAGAAGGAGCAGGCCGACUUCUUGCCCCGGAUGGAGGAAACUAAGUGGGAGGUGUGUCAGAAGGCUGGUGAGAUUUCCCUCCUGAAGCAACAGCUGAAGGACUCACAGGCUGACGUGUCACAGAAGCUGAGUGAGAUCGUGGGGCUCCGCUCACAGCUGCGGGAAGGCCGAGCCUCGCUGAGGGAGAAGGAGGAGCAGCUGCUCAGCCUGAGGGACUCCUUCGGCAGCAAACAGGCCAGCCUGGAGCUGAGUGAGGGAGAGCUGCCCCCUGCCUGCCUCAAACCGGCGCUCACCCCUGUAGACCUGGCUGAGCCACAGGAAGCCCUGGCCACCUGUGAGAGUGAUGAGGCCAAGAUGCGUCGACAGGCUGGGGUGACGGCUGCUGCCUCCUUAGUUUCUGUGGAUGGGGAGGUGGAUGCUGGUGGGGAGAAUGGGACACGGGCCCUGCGGAGGGAGGUGGGGCGGCUGCAGGCCGAGCUGGCAGCUGAGCGGAGGGCCCGGGAGCGCCAGGGUGCCAGCUUUGCAGAGGAACGCCGCGUGUGGCUGGAGGAGAAGGAGAAAGUGAUCGAGUACCAGAAGCAGUUACAGCUGAGUUACGUGGAGAUGUAUCAGCGCAACCAGCAGCUGGAGCGGCGGCUGCGGGAACGUGGAGCCUCAGGGGGUGCAAGCACACCUACCCCCCAGCAUGGGGAGGAGAAGAAGGCCUGGACCCCCUCUCGGCUUGAGCGCAUCGAGUCCACAGAAAUCUGAUCCUUCACCUAGGCACAUGGCCUUCUGACAAAUACCCUGUUGGAAGGCCUGAGGUCCUAGUAUCCCUUUCCCUCCAUUUCCCUUCCCCAUGUCCCCCAUAUCCCCAGACCAAAGAGGUUCUCAAAGCAGCUGUGACCAGGCUCCUCCCGCCCCCCCCCCCCCAGCUUUAGCACUGCCCCCAUGGGCAGCCACGUGGACCCCUCCUCCCAAGGAGGGCAUGGGGGAAUCAGAGUGCAUGGGUUUGAGGGCCCAGGCAGCAGGGAGUGUGCUCCCUUUCUGGGAAGCCCCUUGUUGGAGAUGGAGGCAGCAGGCCUGUAGUGCCAGGAGAUGCCCCAGCCCUUCUAGGGGGGUCUGGGAUGCUGCCGUUGGCCACCUUGUGUCCAGUUUCUGUACUCCUAGGCUGUGCAGCCUGAGGGGGCCUGCACGGGUCUGCUGAUGCUGACAGAUCCUGGGCUCCCAGUCUCUCUCCUUCAUGUGGUUGGUUUUCCCCUCCCCGGGGGCAGAUUGGCAGGACAAGAGGGAGCAGAUGGCCUGCCUGUGGUUGAGAGGGCUACCUGCCCAGCCCCUCCCCCCAAGGUCUCUUGGGCUCAGGCAUCAGAGCCUGGCCUGGUCCUGAGUGUAUGUCUCUAUGUGUGUGUUAGGGGAGAGAAGGGUUGGGGCUGGAAGCUCAGUGCCCAGGACAGAUCUGCCCUCCUGUUCUUAAGGAAAGGAGGAGGCUUCUUAGCUCUACCCUUACCCUUCUGGCCAGAAUUCUGCAGGGCAAUAGCCCUCCCUCCCCCUACUGCUUGGCUAACCCCACACCCAGGGCCACUGUCCAGCUCUAACUACAGCUAUUAAGUGCAACCUGCCUCUCAGGCACUACCCUUGCCCAGUUUCUGAGGUCAGAUGAGUGUCUGUGAUGUCUUCCUGUGUCUUCCUUCACUCACUCCCCCCCCAGCCUCCUGCUUUCACGCUCAGAAUAUCAUCUUCCCAGGCUGCCUUUUCCUCAAAGUCUCACCUUUCUUCUAGUAGGAAAUUCUGCUUGACCUUUGGUGCACUGCCCACUUCCCAGUUCUACUGGCUCAAAUCUGAGCCUGAGGCCCUUGUUUUGGGGAAGGGCCAGAGCAGGUAGGAUGUGAUUGCCCUUGAAGAACAAGGCUGGCCUGAGAGGAACACUGACCUCUUGGUUCCUUGCCAAGCUCUGAGUUGGUUCAGUAUUUGCCCAGGGAGGGCUGGGAUGGCCAUCAGUAGGGGUUGGAGCAGCCAAUGUCACUUCCUUCUCUGGGGUCCUUCUCAGAGUCUAUCUCCCCAAGAUAGGAAGGGAAUUUCCCAUUUCCCUUCUAAGAAAGUAAAUUUCUAAUUCACCAGCAAUAAAAAUUGGAGGAGGCUUGGCCCUCAGUCCUUGUAUUUCUCUUUUUCACUCUCUCUUCCACCCCCAAAAUUGAGUUUGGGGGGCAGAGUGGAGAGAGUUGGCAACUACUGUGAGCAAGUCCCCCAGCCCCUGACCAGCCUCCUCCCAUGACUGGUGACUGUUUAAUGAGCUGUGCAACCCCCACAAAAACAGGAGUGCCCCUUUCAUGGCCUCCAACCUUCUGCACAGCCCCUUCUGGGUGGUCCUCAUCAGGUUCCUGAGCUGGAUGGGAGGCUAUCCUGGCAACCACUGCCUAUUCUACCCCACUCCUCAUUGCACCUGCCCCAGAACCUGGGCCUGGGCCACAGGGACUGGGAGAAAAGAAGGCAUUAGUAGGAAAA